AUGGGAACACCUAGGCCGCUCGGGAUGACGCCACACCAUGUGCUAAAAGUUCGAAUGUUCAAGGUAUCUGCUGAUUCUCUUUCACAGAUUAUGCAGUACCCGAAUGAUAUAAACCGGGAUGGGGAAUGCUUCGUUGCACACAUUUAUCACUACACUCUCGCUUCUUUCAGCCCCAAGCCCAAAGUCAUGCGUUUGUCACUCGUUGCAACAACACUGCUCGCCGCUGGCUCAGUAGCGGCCGUGAAAGACCGCUCUGAUAGAGGAAAAUUAACAAAGUCGACUUGGGUUAUUGACAACCAAUAUAAGUUUUCAAGUCGUUCGUACUGGGAUUUCAGUAAAAUUACCGAUGGGAAGCUUCCUGCUGGCUUGAAAAUUAGCGACUACCCAGUGGACGGAUACGAAUAUGUACCGCAGAACGUGGCCAUCGGAGACGGUUUCCUCCAGUUGAAGGUCAACAAAGGGACCUUUAAAUCUGGCGAAGUGACAACCUUGAGGAAAGUGAAGUACGCCUCCGUCCGCACAGUCGCCGUACUCUCGAAUACUGUCGGAGUGUGCAAUGGCAUGUUUUUCUACCAAUCCGAUACACAAGAGGCAGAUAUCGAGUUCUUGACGAACCCAAACUCGGACAGCAAUGUCGAUGCAGCUCAGGCGGCCGGUCAUCGAAAGGGAACUCGGUACAUCUGGCUUUCGAACCAAGCUGCCAGACACGGUUCAUUGAAGACAACCUACCCUAUCCCAGUGCCGGCAACAGCUACGUCUGCUGAGCACGAGUACCGGUUGGAUUGGAUCCCUGGUAUGACCCGGUUCUUCAUUGACGGUGUUCAAGUAUGGAACUCGUCCCGCAAUGUUCCCAGCGUAGCUGGUGUCUGGGUUUUCAACAACUGGUCUGAUGGUGACAAGUCUUGGAGCGCUGGGCCACCUGGCCAGGACGCGAUUUUCAAGAUCAGGGAGAUCGACAUGUACUUCAAUGCGGCGGUCUAG
Colletotrichum truncatum is the source of this 981-nucleotide messenger RNA. RefSeq lists its product as uncharacterized. Gene Ontology annotation, molecular function: hydrolase activity, hydrolyzing O-glycosyl compounds. Lineage: Eukaryota; Fungi; Ascomycota; Sordariomycetes; Glomerellales; Glomerellaceae. The record is from RefSeq and is a predicted model, not a curated record. Gene Ontology annotation, biological process: carbohydrate metabolic process.